Adineta ricciae is the source of this 1128-nucleotide messenger RNA. The record is from the annotation of a GenBank genome assembly. Lineage: Eukaryota; Metazoa; Rotifera; Eurotatoria; Adinetida; Adinetidae.
AUGGCAGCAUCAAGCAAGCCCGUAGGACGCUACAUGGAUGUGAGUGCUGAGCCCGUCGCGUUCGCCCUUUCUCCUAUCAAAGGCCAUCAAACUGCACCCCUCGUGUCACUUGAAAAAGCAAUAGAACCUGUUGCGCACCAUUUCAAUGAAAUUUCAGAAAAUAUUUGGGUAUCAAAAAGUAAUUGUAAAGAACCCAAAGAGGGUUUAACACAAAAUGAAUCAGCAGCCAUUCAUCUAUACACAAUGCAAUUUGAUGGUGGUCCUAGUCUAUACCAAGUUCUAAAUCAAAUUCUUCGAAGCGAGAAUCGACAGAACAUCGAGCCAUGGUACAUGUAUCUCAAACUUCUUCUUACUGCACUUUACAAGUUACCUUCUCAAACCCGAACAGUUUGGCGUGAGAUAUUAGAAGCAUUUUUGGGUAGCAUCGGUAUUCGUACUAUCUUUUCCAUCGAGUGCAAAAAUGGCAAAGCAGUUGCUCUUCAUUCUUAUUUCAAAAACACAGAAGAAGAAAUCAUCCUUUCACCUGGAUCGUAUUUCGAAGUAAUUGGUCAAUUGAAACCAGCAUCUGGACUUCAUAUUAUUCAACUGAAAGAAAUAGAACCACCGUUCGCAUUUGUGAAACCACCUUCUGACAAACUUUCGACUCCAACUGCACCCGUGGGCAAAACACCAAUAAAAGUCAAUCCUCCUACACCAUCAACGACUCCAAAAUCUACAGUUCACACGCCCUCAAAGCAACCAGAACUUCCGCAUGGUAACUCAACAGUUUCAACUUUAUCUGUAUCAAAAGUCAAAGCAGAAGCCGCUCCAGAAAAAAAUGAAACUGAACAUGCAUCAGUGAAAUUAGAUGUUCCUUACAAAGAUCCAGGGGGUCAAAUUGUAGUGCAGGUGUGUGAUAUGUCGUUAUGGUUGCAAGAGCAAUUUAUCCCUAUUAUUAAAUCUUCUUUGGACGAAGGAGGUCAGGAAUCGCUCAUGGCAAGUCGAAUAAAAAAAGCUGUUGAUAAAAUAAAUAAACCAGGCUGGCAUUGUAUUGUUGGUGUUAAAUUUGGCAGUUUUGUUGGUUAUGAUAAUGGCUGUUUUUUAUAUGUAAAGUACGGUAAAGUGUUCGUGUUACUUUGGAAGCGCUAG